This is a messenger RNA of Myripristis murdjan (pinecone soldierfish), 5316 nucleotides long. It is a transcript of the gene nampt1, whose product is annotated as nicotinamide phosphoribosyltransferase 1. Bases 125 to 1600 code for a protein of 491 amino acids. Gene Ontology annotation, molecular function: nicotinamide phosphoribosyltransferase activity. The transcript is spliced from 11 exons. The record is from RefSeq and is a predicted model, not a curated record. Lineage: Eukaryota; Metazoa; Chordata; Actinopteri; Holocentriformes; Holocentridae. Gene Ontology annotation, biological process: NAD+ biosynthetic process.
UUCCCUGGCUCUCCUGGCUGUCCUUCCCCUAGCGACACAGCGAGCAGGCUGGUAGAGUCCCCGGCAGCACGGCGCGCAACACAACACACUGACAGCUGCGACUGACUUGCAAUCGAGGGGAAAGAUGGAGCACAGAGACGCCGACUUCAACAUAUUGCUAGCGACCGAUUCAUACAAGGUAACACAUUACAAGCAGUACCCCCCCAACACGAGUAAAGUGUACUCCUACUUCGAGUGCCGUGAGAAGAGGACAGAUCCCACCAAGAACAGAAAAGUCAAAUACGACAAAACCGUCUUCUACGGCUUACAGUACAUCCUCCACAAAUACCUAAAAGGAAAGGUGGUGACUCCCGAGAAGAUCCAGGAGGCGAAGGAAGUAUACAGAGAACACUUCCAGGAUGACGUUUUCAACGAGAAGGGCUGGAACUACAUCCUGGAGAAGUACAAUGGCCACCUGCCCAUUGAAAUCAAGGCUGUGCCGGAGGGGAGUGUGAUUCCUCGAGGCAACGUCUUGUUCACAGUAGAGAGCACAGACCCCGAGUGCUACUGGCUCACCAACUGGGUGGAGACCAUUCUGGUGCAGAUCUGGUACCCCAUCACCGUGGCGACCAACUCCAGAGAGCAGAAGAAGAUCCUUGCCAAGUACCUCCAAGAGACCUCUGGGAACUUGAAGGGCCUGGAGUACAAACUGCAUGACUUUGGCUACAGAGGCGUCUCCUCACAAGAGACUGCAGGUAUCGGGGCCUCCGCCCACCUGGUCAACUUCAAGGGCACAGACACAGUAGCUGGCAUCGGAGUCAUCAAGAAGUACUAUGGCACCAAGGACCCUGUGCCGGGCUUCUCGGUGCCCGCUGCAGAACACAGCACCAUCACAGCUUGGGGGAAGGACCAUGAGAAAGAUGCCUUUGAGCAUAUUGUCAAGCAGUUUCCCAACGUGCCCGUGUCCAUAGUGAGCGAUAGCUACGACAUCUACAACGCCUGUGAGAAGAUCUGGGGUGAGGACCUACGGGGGCUGAUAGAGAAACGCAGCGCUGAUGCCCCGCUGGUGGUCCGGCCAGACUCAGGAAACCCUCUAGAUACAGUUCUAAAGGUUUUGGAAAUCCUUGGUAAGAAAUUCCCAACAGAGGAGAACUCUAAAGGUUUCAAGGUCCUUCCUCCUUACAUCAGAGUUAUCCAGGGAGAUGGAGUGGAUAUCAACACACUUCAGGAGAUAGUGGAGGGUAUGAAGCAACACAGGUGGUCCAUUGAGAACAUUGCCUUUGGCUCCGGAGGGGCUCUGCUCCAGAAACUGACCAGAGAUCUGCUCAACUGCUCCUUCAAAUGCAGCUACGUGGUCACUAACGGACUGGGGGUGAACGUGUUCAAGGACCCGGUGGCGGACCCCAACAAGAGGUCAAAGAAAGGCCGACUGUCUCUGCACCGGACGCAGAGCGGAGACUUUGUCACCCUGGAGGAAGGCAAGGGCGACCUGGAGGAGUAUGGCGUGGACCUGUUGCACACAGUGUUUCAGAACGGGAAGAUUGUGAAGACGUACACAUUUGACGACGUCAGAGACAAUGCUAAGCUCAAAGAGAGCGAGCUUGAAGAGCUGCUGCACUGAGCGUUGCACUAUUCUGACCUCCCCAACCCCACCCCACCCCCCAGAUGACCCCCCUCACCCUUCACCCUUUGGCCUCUGACGUCACCCCAGCAAACGGAGGUAGCGUGCACUGCUAAUAGACCCCCAGCCCCAAAGCCCAAGAGACGCCCCAUCCAACCUUCCUAAAAAACCCGAAAUCCCCCUUAAAAUUUCCUGGAACUUGACACCCCCAGUUCCAAAGCACUGUCGGUUCUCCAAUAUAGCGGGGAAUGAGAGAAGAUUUGGAAACCCACACACCUCCGACCAAUGCCGAACACCCCCUGAGAGUGAGAGAGAGAGAGAGAGAGAGAGAAAGAUGGGGAGAGAAAGAGAGAGGAAAAUGUGAGAGAUACUGGAAUGACAGAUUUGUAGAGGAAGUUGCGGAUGCAGUUAAGACGAUAAACUCCGCGUUCACAUCGCCAUGCUACAGCCCCACGGUCAAAUUAGAAAACGCCGAUAGGCAGUGUUGAUGAGAAUUUGUGUUUCAGCAGACGUUUCCAGUGGUAACACACAAGGAAACGAGCUGAGUGCGGCUAACAUCUCUGUGGUUUUAUCAAAUGAGCGACCUUCUGGUGGCGUGUUGCAUGCGAUGUGAACGCAUGGCUAGCCUGAGUGAGAAACGGAGAGGGAGAGAAAUAUGAAGCCACACCCACACCAAUGACUGUGCCCCUUGUAUUGUGUACAGAGCUGUUUAGAAAAAAAAUGUCUGAAUCUACUUAGCUUUGUCUUUUAUGUGAAUGAAGGAAACGAUGAUCAUGGUAUAUAAGGAUGCACUGAUAACAUGAACAGCUACCAGCUAAUACAUUGCUUCAAUUAUGUAUCAGAGAAGGUCUUGUAUGUGGAAAUAUGAAUUAAAUCUUGACCACGGGAGGCCAUUUGCAGGCUUAUUAAUCUAACAAACUGCAUUUUCUGUUUUUUCGAGUAGUUGAGGCCAUCGUUGAGGCCACUAUAAAAGGCCAAAACAAUAUGCAGAAGUACCUUAAUAAUUCAUACUCGCGCUUGUCUGACAGAAUGUUAUUAGUGCAUCUCUGAAGGUAUAUAGAUGAUCAUCUACCUGCCAAUAUGUUUUAGACUGCGUUUCCUGCAUUGCAUUCACAUCUUGAAGGCCCAAUCCACAAUCCAAACACUAACAAAAGUGUAACCACACAGCUAAAAUCCAAAAUAUAUGGACCACAGACAUGAAUCUACUCUGAUUGAUCGGUAGAGCUCAUUAAUAUUUGACUUGUUUUACAAGUAUUUGGAAGAUGCGACAACAAUAAAAUAAGAAAGAAAUGAAAACGGUUGUUUUCAGGAACAAUUGUUUAAUUCCUCUGAUGUUAAUGUCUGAUGUAAGCCCCAAGAGUUUUCAAAAAGUUGACAGGAUUAGGUUUCAUUUCACUUUUUUCCACUGUUUCACCAGAUUUGUUCCCCGAAUUUUGGAUUGGGUGCUCAUGGUGGCAAAUGCUGUUGAAACGAGUCUUUGCUGUAUAAGACCAAGAGUUGAUGUAAAAUGGAUCACAGAACUAGUCUUCACAGGCAUGGAGACAAGCUGUGAGUCUCACUGUGUGUUGAUGAACGAUUACUAAAUGUGGCUCCUGGGCUGAGAUGUACAUGUUAAAUGUUGGUAAUGGUGUGUGUGUGCUGGGAUCUGUGUGUGUGUGUGAGAGAAUGAGUGAGAGUGAGUGAGUGAGCGCGCAUGCAUGUGUGGUUGUGUAUGCUCACUGACGUUUUCUUCCUUUAAAGGAUUAUGAGGUAUUCCUUUAUGCAAAUGUAUUUGUUAAUCGGGGGAAUAGAGAGCACUCUUCCUUUACUUUGCUGGCCUUUUUUUCUGAAGGGAGACGCAGCAUUGUGACAAAACGGUGGUGAUACACUAGUUGUUUUCCUCCCCUCGGGCAACUUAAAGGCAACGCUGCAGCCAACAGGCAGACAACACCGAGACAUGGCAUCAACAGUGGUACAAAUGUGAUUAAACCGAGCAUGCACAAGCAACUAGUGGGGCAAAGUUGCCAACUAGCGUUGCCUAAAAUGUUGCCCCGGGCAUCACUGCCUUAACUCCUGAAAAGCAGGGAAACUUUGAGCAGAGGCGGUUCAAGAAAAGAGAGGCAGUGCCGAGCCCUGCCACUUAACUCUCUUGCAUGGAUUUUCAACGUUAUUGCCCAGGUGUAAAGGGGAUCUCGGUGAUAAUGCCUUCAGGAGUUGACCAUCUUCUCUGAUGAGUGUCAGUCUUGCUUCUAAGCAUAUUCAGUCACAUUGCUGAGUUGGCCUUUUCCAGAGCAGAGAGAUUUUCUUUUUCUGUUGCAGAGCUGCGAGGGAAUGAGGAGGAGCGGGGAGCCGGUGACAUCACAGGAAUCAAACGUUUUGAUGAAGAAUUUGGCUGUAGAGCGUUAGCCAGAGAUGUGUGUGUCCUCUCUAACAUGAGGGAUAUUCCUCAGCAACUCCCAUACAUGUAGCAGCACUAAGCAACAGAAAUGGCCUCAACUGGAAAACUGCAAAGACUAAGCCAUCAGUCAGCAGGUCUGGAUCCAAUACAUGCGGUGAGAGUUGUCAAUCAUGUAGACAAGGUUUGUUCUUUAAACCUUUAUUUAUCCAGGUGAUGGUUUUGCUGAAGGUGUACAUUCUUUUCCAACAUCAUGCUACUUCACAUUCAGUUACAAAUGCAGUCCGGUGCAACCAUAGUCUGCGAGUGUUUGCCGCUGAACAGCUUCACUGGAGAAAUAAAAGCCUCUAGUUUGCUCAAGGGCCCUUUAGCAGUAAUUAUUGGCUUUGCCCAUGUGUAUUGGCCAAGAGAGCACAGGGAUGUGGUAGGGGGAAAAAAAAGAAAAAACCUGAAGAAAGUCGUGAUGUCACUGACUCCUCUCUCUCGCUCCUGCCCAGAGACCAUACUACUCAAACACAGCCAAGCUGGUGAACAACACAACUAAUCACAUUGCUGAAACACUGUUGCGCUGUUUUCUUCAUUUUCCUCUUUCUUCUUUUCCUUUUCUUUUUCUUUUUCUUUUUUUUUUUGUGCAACUGGAAUGUCAAUCAAUCACUUGUUAUCUGUUGAAACAUUUGUUAUCCAUCAGUUUGGUUUGGAAAGCGAAGCAGUGGUCAUUGUUUUUAUUUUCUUUUUCCUUCUCAAUCAUGGGGUGCAUUUUAGUAAAGUUUUGAUUUUACUAUUUUGAUACUGUCUUGGUUCUUACCUCAGAAAAAUAUUAUUUUGUAUGACAAAGGAGAAAAAAAAUGCCACAAAUAUUGCAGUAAAUAUCCUUAUUUACGAUCGAUGCGGCCAAACUGCCUUCUCACUUGUAUAUAUAACAACUUAUUUGACUGAAUGCAGAGAGGGCAGGUUAGGGAGAUGAACACAGUAGAUAAUAUUAUUAUUAUUUUUGUCUAAAUGACCAUUUUUGUACCAACAGAAUAUCCAAAACUGCUUGAGUGAAGGCAGUGUGACUGUUUUUUGUGAUUGCAAGCUUUUAGCUUCUGGUGUGCGUGUGUGUGUGAGUGAGUGAGUGUGUGUGCGCGUGUGUGUAGCCCUGUGUGAAUGCCUUGUGUGUAAUGGAUGAAAAAUACUAUGUGAAUCCUUUUAUUUUUUUUGUUGUUGUUGUUGUUUUACUUGUAUGUAUAUGUUGGUUGUCCCAAAUUCUCUCCUGACACAACUUCUCUGAUAUUUUAACUAACAUAACCGUUGCUAUAUUGUCAACAAUACACUGAUUAAAGAUUCCACCCUGUCGAUUUCA